AUGGGCUUCACGACCUUCCUCGGCUCCUCCACCGAACGAGUGCAUUCUCCUCGCACAAAGCCUUCGGCUCCUUCAUCCACCGACAAAGUCGACAACAUUCUGAAUGUAGACUCGGACGUGACCGAGGACACCACCUCUCACAAUGGUUACAUCUACGACGAAUCACACCUGUGCAGUCUGCCAGCCGACUGCCCCGAUAUACGCGAACUUAAUAACAGUUUGGUGGCCCUGGCCGCCGUGUUUCCCGACGUCCAGAUCCAGGUUUUCCGCGAAAUGCUUUCCAACUUCGACCAAGAGUCCAGGCUUGCCGUAGUUGCCGACGCCCUUCUGAAAAACCGUGUCGCCUGGGUCAAAGGUCGCUGGAGAGUCGCCAGUCAUCAGCGCACAGAGCCCCAACGGCACGAAAAAGACCUAGGAGAACCAAAAAACCUGCUGGUUCCCCGUGUCGAAACAUUUCGAGCUUCUGACUACAAGCAGGCCGUUCAAGCCUUGGCCUGGCACGAGUUCAAGGGUCUCUCGCGAUCCACUAUCAACGCUGUCCUUGCGGAAUCCAACUAUUCAUAUCUCGAAGCACGCAAAAUCCUCGUGUCUCUCUCGUCGAAGUCCUGGCGUUUUACCAUAUCCUCUCUUUUCCUCCGGAGGAAGCCUGUGGCAUCUGUCGACGCCGAGAACCAUCCCCUAGUAGUCUGGAAGUCAACCGGACAGGGCGCUAUCGUGCCGUCUUUGAAAGCUACGGGAAAUGCCGAACUGGACGGCGAAUUGUAUCGUAAUCUAAUCCAACCACUGAAGGAGAGGGCCAGGCAAGCGCAGGAGGAAAAAGACCACGGUUAUGCCCUUCUACUGAAUAACGAACAGGCCGAGGAGGUUCACGCCUAUCACGAAUGUGCUUGCUGCUUUACCGAGUCCACCUUCGAGGAAUUCACGAACUGCAAUGCGGAUGGCCACAUGCUAUGCUUUCGUUGCGUUCAACAUUCCAUCAAAGAGGCUGUUUUUGGCCAGGGUUGGCACAGCAGCAUCGAUAUGGAUUCCGGCACGCUCAGAUGCCUGGCGGUCGAAGGGGACGGAUGCUCUGGCUUUAUCCCGUACGAUCAUAUGCGCCGCGCAAUGCUAGAGGAGAAGAAAGGAGCAGAAAUCCUCCACAAGCUCGACCAACGUUUGGCGGAAAACAGCCUGCUGGCAUCAAACUUACCGCUCAUCCGGUGUCCAUUCUGCGAAUAUGCCGAAGUUGAUGACAUUUACCUGCCGGCUGACGAGACACGAUUACGCGUUAGGCUUGACAGCCUUCUUAGCCUUUUACUAAUUUUACUUUGCAUCCUAACGGUGCCCUUCAUUCUCCCCAUAGCAUUACUCUCAUCAGUCGUCUGUCUCUUGGUCAGCACCGAGCGCACGUUGGGCGACUACCUCGUAAUUCAAUGGAAACUCGCUCUCGGUCGCCAUCGAAGGCGGCGUCGCGGACUGAAGUUCACUUGUCAGAACCCUGAUUGCAACAAGAAUUCUUGUCUAUGCUGCUCCAAAGCGUGGACAGACAUUCACGUGUGCAACGAGUCAUCCUUGGUUGCGCUGCGUACACAAGUGGAGCAGGCCAUGAGCAUGGCCAUCAAACGAGUCUGCCCGCGUUGCCAUACGUCCUUCGUCAAGAACUCAGGCUGUAACAAACUUACCUGCCCUUGCGGAUACAAGAUGUGUUACGUAUGCCGCAAAGACAUCGGGGGCAUGAACGGCGAGGGCGAAGGUUACCGGCAUUUCUGUGAUCACUUCAGGCCUGAUGGCGACCCGCGACCAUGCACUGAGUGCACGAGGUGCAAUUUAUGGGAGAGUGAGGAUACGGACUUCGUGCUGAGGCAGGCGAAGGAGGAGGCCGAGGCCAAGUGGCGGGAGAUGGAGAACCGGGAGUUGAGUGGUGCAGAGAAGGCCUUUUUGGAGACGGGCUUCGCUAGGAAUGGAGUCUCGUCGGUCGAGAGUUACAUCAAGAACGGACGAUUGCCGACCUUGGCCGAAGUGUGCGACUUUAUAGUCGAAACCAGCUUCGUCUGA
Colletotrichum chrysophilum is the source of this 2034-nucleotide messenger RNA. RefSeq lists its product as uncharacterized. The transcript has a single exon. NCBI's taxonomy places the organism in Eukaryota, Fungi, Ascomycota, Sordariomycetes, Glomerellales, Glomerellaceae. The record is from RefSeq and is a predicted model, not a curated record. The coding region runs from base 1 to 2034 and encodes 677 amino acids.